Nyctereutes procyonoides (raccoon dog) is the source of this 5801-nucleotide messenger RNA. It is a transcript of the gene ETV6, whose product is annotated as ETS variant transcription factor 6. The record is from RefSeq and is a predicted model, not a curated record. The transcript has 8 exons. Lineage: Eukaryota; Metazoa; Chordata; Mammalia; Carnivora; Canidae. Gene Ontology annotation, molecular function: DNA-binding transcription factor activity, RNA polymerase II-specific; sequence-specific DNA binding. Gene Ontology annotation, biological process: regulation of transcription by RNA polymerase II; cell differentiation. Gene Ontology annotation, cellular component: nucleus. The coding region runs from base 227 to 1585 and encodes 452 amino acids.
CCCGGCUCCCACGCCCCCGCCGCCCCGCGCGCCCAACUCCGCCGGCCGCCCCGCCCCGCCCCGCGCGCUCGCGGACCCCCGGGCCGGCUGCCGGCUGCCGGGAGAGAUGCUGCAAGAAACUUCUUAAAUGACCGCGUCCGGCUGGCCGUGGAGCGCUUCUGGGUUGGGGAGAGGAAAGGAAAGUGGAAAAAAACUGAGAACUUCCUGAUCUCUCUCGCUGUGAGACAUGUCUGAGACUCCUGCUCAGUGUAGCAUUAAGCAGGAACGAAUUUCAUAUACGCCUCCCGAGAGCCCGGUGCCGAGUUACGCUCCCUCGACUCCACUUCAUGUUCCAGUGCCCCGAGCGCUCAGGAUGGAGGACGACUCGAUCCGCCUGCCCGCGCACCUGCGCUUGCAGCCAGUUUACUGGAGCAGGGAUGACGUAGCCCAGUGGCUCAAGUGGGCUGAAAAUGAGUUUUCUUUAAGGCCAAUUGACAGCAACACAUUUGAAAUGAAUGGCAAAGCUCUCCUGCUGCUGACCAAAGAGGACUUUCGCUACCGAUCUCCUCAUUCAGGUGAUGUGCUCUAUGAACUCCUUCAGCAUAUUCUGAAGCAGAGAAAACCUCGGAUUCUUUUUUCACCAUUCUUCCAUCCUGGAAACUCUAUACACACGCAGCCAGAAGUCCUACUGCAUCAGAACCAUGAAGAAGAUAACUGUGUCCAGAGGACCCCAAGGCCACCAGUGGAGAAUGUGCACCACAACCCCCCCACCAUUGAACUGUUGCACCGUUCUAGAUCACCUGUCACAGCCAAUCACCGGCCUUCUCCCGACCCCGAGCAGCGGCCCCUCCGGUCCCCCCUGGACAACAUGAUCCGCCGCCUCUCCCCGGCUGAGAGGGCCCAGGGGCCAAGGCUCCACCAGGAGAACAACCACCAGGAGUCCUACCCCCUGUCAGUGUCUCCCAUGGAGAAUAACCACUGCCCACCAUCCUCUGAGCCUCACCCGAAGCCAUCGAGCCCCCGGCAGGAGAGCACCCGCGUGAUCCAGCUGAUGCCCAGUCCCAUCAUGCACCCUCUGAUCCUGAACCCCCGGCACUCCGUGGAUUUCAAACAGUCCAGGCUCUCCGAGGACGGGCUUCAUAGGGAAGGGAAGCCCAUCAACCUCUCCCAUCGGGAAGACCUGGCGUACAUGAACCACAUCAUGGUGUCUGUCUCCCCACCCGAGGAGCACGCCAUGCCCAUUGGGAGAAUAGCAGACUGUAGACUGCUUUGGGAUUACGUCUAUCAGUUGCUUUCUGACAGCCGGUACGAAAACUUCAUCCGAUGGGAGGACAAAGAAUCCAAAAUAUUCCGGAUAGUGGAUCCCAAUGGACUGGCUCGACUGUGGGGAAACCAUAAGAACAGAACAAACAUGACCUAUGAGAAAAUGUCCAGAGCCCUGCGCCACUACUACAAACUAAACAUUAUCAGGAAGGAGCCAGGACAAAGGCUUUUGUUCAGGUUUAUGAAAACCCCAGAUGAAAUCAUGAGCGGCCGAACGGACCGUCUGGAGCACCUCGAGUCCCAGGAGCUGGAUGAACAAAUAUACCAAGAAGAUGAGUGCUGAGAGAAGCAAGCCGCGGCCUCGGCGGGCCGGCAGCUGUGGGGGGGCCCCGUACCCCCCACCCCUGCCCACGAGGGCCCCGGAGGCAUGGCGAGCAGGCGGGCUGAGAGCCGGACAGAAAGAGACCCAGAAGUGGGAGUGACACUUGUCUCGCGCAGCGGGAGGGCCCCCAGAGCACCUUAGACAAACCACCCAGCGAAGGCGGGGCUGGCAUUCUGGCCGAGGGCAUCAGCCCAGGACUCCUGGUUCCGUUUCCUCCUCAUCUGGAACCUCUCCAUCUGUAAUUCCUCACCCUCCUCACCCAUCCACCUCUUGUUAGUUCCAUGGUGUUUUUCGUUUUCGUUUGUUUUUGUUGUUUUUUUUUUUUUUAAGACCAUGCAGUUUGACUUUUCAUCAUCAUUCAUAGAGGGGAAGACAUCUGAGGUUGUUUUCCUAUGGAAAUAUAUAUCUAUUAUAUAUAAUCUAUUUUUUUGCAAAUCUCACAGUGUGCGGCAAGACCAGCUGGUCAGGAAAGAGAACACUUGCAAAGGGUUUCAGGUUCCUCUUGAUCCUGCCACGUGGAUCAGGUUUGUUCCUGUUGCUGUUGGGUCUUGGCUGGAAAAAAAAAAAAAAAAGAAAAAAGAAAAAAGAAAAAAAAAAAGAUGCUUUUAAAAAAGACAAAGUGAAAAGGAGAGCUCUCUUUUUCUCCCUCUCGCUCUUUCCUCCCUUCCCUGCCUCCCAUCUGUUUUUCCUCCUCCCCUGCUAUUGAGCUUCAGAUGCCUUUUAGCAGAGUUCAGCCUCUCAGAGAGUCUUGAGAUUUGUUGACAUCCAGGCGGCAUCAGUGGUCUGGGCGCUUUGCAGCAGGCACCGCAAAAUCAAAGCCACAUCCCAGCAUCUGGCUGCCCAUCAGAGAGAGGCUCCAAACCUCACAGGUGCUGCAGUCCUCCAGAAAGAGAAAUGCCAGUCCAGCGGGCUGCCCCCCCCUUCCCACCCCCUGAAGUAGCUGCUAGAACCCCAGGACAUGCUGGUUCCGUGGGACAGAAGAUAUGGCUAGAAGGCUGUUUGCAUCAUUCGGAAGACCCCAGAUCCCUGGAAGAUCCCCAUCUUGGGAUUAGCUUGCAAGUUCCAAGAGGUAGAAAAUCCAAAAAGACCCCAUGGGCCCAAUGGUCAGAAAGUAGGUGGAAAAUAUGCUGCAGGGGGGAUUUGUGGUUCCAGUGCAGGUGAUGGAGGCUAAUGGGGGAAUUAUCUGCUCCAUCCCAAAGGCCACGUUGUGGUCAGUUUCAUGCCCUCACCGAAUUGUUUUUUUCAAUUCCUAGCCUUUUCUUUUUUAAGUUCCCUGGUCCCCAUAGGACACAGGGCAUUUGAGAGGGGAGGCCCCUGGAGUACACAAUCUCUUGCUCCUGGUGUUUGCCAAACCCGGGCAGACAGGCAAUUCAUCAGAUUCAUUACCUUUUUCUUCUCUUCUUUUUUCAUAGCUGUGUUUCAGAAUGGACCCGUUGGUGGCUCCUCUUCACCUCCUAAUAAGGUCCAUAGUAUCUUGUGAAAUGAGGGAAGUGCUACCCCUUAGUACUUUUGAUGAUAACAGAUACUUUUAGAAAGCUGUUUUUAGAUUUUUUUUUUCCUUUUCCAGCCACCUGAAUCGACUCUUCCAAUACAGGUUCAGAAUCCAGUAUUAGGAGGACAGUCUUUUUUAAUCCAAAAGAUGAGACCUGCCUUACAAAGCAGUCCCUCCUCAUUUCUGUUUCCUCUGCUCACUUGGGUGAGCAUCUCACAGCUCUCUAGGGUACCUGUGGGCACCAUCAGCAGCACUUCUGGGUGAUGGUGCCAGAGCCCCGGGUAUCUCCUGAAGCCACUUGUGACCGAGUCAGGCAGGUGGGGAUUAGAGGAACACAGGCAGGAGGAAGCCUCCCCCACUACACACACACACCCUUACUGACAAGGACGCCAGCCUGGGGGGAGGGAAGGACAGACAGACUAUGGGUCAAAGACACUGGAGUCAGGGAGCCCUUCAAAGCUCUUCAGCUGUGCCCUGCCUCUUAUCAGACCACAGAGAGACACGUGGAUGUGGCCAGCCUCCUCCGCUAUCACAUGCUCCCCUAACCCUACCUUCAGGAAGGUGGGAUGACAGUCAGGUCAGGCACCUGCUUUGUGGGGCAUGGAGGCUCAUGACGAAGGAAGGGUUCGGGUUUGGUCUCAGUCUGCUUGAAUGGUGGUGAAAUUCAGCUGGACCCCAGCAUGCUACAGAUAUCUUUCCAGAGCGUUCAACAGCAUGCAGUGACACAUUCUCCAGCCUCUAGGAUGACUGAUGUUGGAUCACAACUGGAGAUCUCAAGCCAAGUACCUUGUGUGUUGGGAAGACUGUUGAGUUUCAGGGCUGCAGAGAAAGGGUGGGUUUUUACUGAGGCCCUUUGUUUGACUAUGAAAUCAGAGCCAGGGCAUGAUGUUGCUUUUCCCUAAGAUGAGAACAUCUCAUUCUGUUCACUCUACUUAGAUAGAAGGACUCCGGCUCUUUGUUCAACAGUUGAAUUAUGGAGGGAAGUUCCCUUUUGCCCCAAGGAUUUCUGUACUUAAAGCAAUACCGUGUAAGAAUGUGGAAGUCUUGGGAUGACACCUUCAGCAGCUUGCAGAAGAGAAGUUGCUAUUUCCAAUAUGAUCCUUAUUUCCCACCCAGAUAUUGCCAAUAAGAAUUUUCUGUUGAUUCCCUUAAUGGCAAAAGUCCUCGAUUAUUCUUUUACUUAUCACCUGGCCAGUGCUGACACACUGCAGACCCCAGAGAUCUCAGAUUCAAUUCGGCAGACUUUGCUGCAGCAUCUGCUAGAGACUGCAAGGGAUUCAGAGGAGGAAGGGGGCACAGUCCCUCUGAGAGCUAUGCUAACUAACUCUGCAGAAUCUGUCCAGUGUGGGGUGACAGCAGUGUCACCUGGGACCAAAUUAAAAGCAUGUCUAUGAUCUGAAUAGCUGGCUUUUCCCUGCUGCUGUCAUGGGAAUCCUUGACUUAGACCAGGAAUGGGGAAGGAGAAUGCAGAAGACCACCCCAGAGGGAGAAUAUCCCCCCAGCUGUGUCUGGCCGGGCUGGCGGUCGCUCUCGCUUGUAUCUCCAGCUAGAAAUCCUCUAGCACCUUCUCUAACCUGCAUCUUGGGCUUACCGCUUUGCCUCCUCUCCAUCAGAGGAAAGCCCUGGCAAUUGUCUGGGUCAUCAAAGUGGCAGGAACAUUCUCUUUGCCCCAAGGCAACUUGGCCUUGUCUAAGGCAGUGUCACCAAUGCCAUGAAUCCUUCUUUCCUUCUUUCCUUCUUUCCUUUCUUCCUUUCUCCCUUUCUUUGUUUUAGGGGAAUAUCCCCACAGAAAAAGAGGAAUAACAGACUGAUGGAUUUUCUACUUUCAACAGUGUGUUUGGAACCCUCUGACCCAGGGUCUUUCUAUGCUGAUACCUUGCCCAGAUAAGGAUGUAGUUCUAGCUGAAACUUCAAUGGCUAUGACAGGAUUUACCUAAGCGACUAAGUGACCACUGUUCCCACCUUUCACUGCCUAGGCUCCACCUUGGAAUACAUUUUUGAAACAUUCAGUCCCUUCUGCAGAAGGGAGACCUGAGUGUCCAAGAGGUAGGAUGACUUGCCCUGGGAACAGACAGCAUGCCAGGCACAGAAUGAGGAGUGGAAUCCAGCCCAGCCAUACCCGUUUGACCCACUCCCACCCAGGAAGCUGAAGAUAAAAGAUUUGGGAAAAUACCCAAAGAACAAAGGGCAGAUUUUUUUUGCCCUAGUAUUCGGUGCUAGUAAGUUUUCACCCACUUAGCCUGCUCCUCUUCUGAGCAGAAGUCUGGAAGGAAGGCAGUGAUCUAAGGAAGCCAUGGGGGGAGGGGAGUGACAAUAAUCCCUGCCUGUCUAAAAACCACAGAAGACUAACCUGAUACUCUUUCAGCCCCAUCUGCAUCAACACUAAACAACUACACACUCCCCGUAUCUUUCACACACGCCAAGUGAACAUUCUUGAAGAUUUCUCUUUGUGACUGCAACCACCUGCAAACCAGAACGAAUCUAGAAUUUCUUUUUCUUUUUUUCUUUUUGUUUAAUUUCUAAUCUCUUGUUUAUGAGGUGUGGGGUUUAUAAGGGACUGAAUCAAAUGAAUGUAACAAAAAAGAAAAAAAUACAAAAAACAAAUGCCUUUUCUCAGGGCCAGUGAGUUGCAAAUAAUUUUUAAAGAAAAGCCUAUAAUUGCAUCAUCUCAAUAAAUUUUUUAUA